AUUCCUUGAGUACCGGACAGCUGCAGUAUAUAUAGCUAUCACCGUUAUUCACGCCACGUGUCACUUGCCUUUUAUAUUUUCUUUCUUUUUUUGUCUUGUCUUCCUUUUUUGUCUGUGUUUUGAAUUCAACCAAAGGUUGUUUCUGUUUUUCUGUUCUUGUAUUUGUUCUUCAGCUAUAACACACUUCACACACUUCACUUUCAUUCUUUUGUCAAAUUCUUCUUUUUCUUCAUUAGGGUUUUGUUUUCAAUUCAAGUACACUACAAUGUUCAACUUCUUGAUUGGGAAAGACGCUAGAAAGAUUCUUAAACGCAAAGAUAGCGAUGCUGGUGAAAAAGGAAGGGCUUUGGAAGAUUUACGAGCCUCUCUAUUUAAUCAAUUUAAUUUCUCCGAUGGUUCAAAACGUCAACAGCGGCGGAUAUGUGGACCAGCUACUGCACUUACCUUCAAUUUUCUGGUUGCAGUCGGUAUUAUUUUCGUAAACAAAAUGGUGCUUCAAACUGUUAAAUUCAAAUUCCCUAUACUUCUCACACUAAUUCACUAUGUAGUGAGCUGGUUCUUCAUGGCAGUACUAAAAGCGUUUUCUUUACUUCCUCCAUCUCCUUCCACAAAAUCAACUCGAAUGUCAACUUUAUUUGCUCUUGGAUUUGUUAUGUCUCUAUCUACUGGCUUUGCUAAUGUUAGCUUGAAGUAUAAUAGCAUUGGUUUCUAUCAGAUGGCAAAGAUUGCAGUGACGCCGUCAAUAGUUUUUGCAGAAUUCGUACUGUAUAGGAAGAAAGUAUCUUUGCCCAAGGUGUUAGCAUUGACGCUGGUAUCUAUUGGCGUUGCGGUGGCUACAGUGACUGAUCUGCAGUUCCAUUUAUUUGGUGCUUGUGUAGCAUUGGCAUGGAUCAUACCGAGUGCUGUAAAUAAGAUCCUCUGGUCUAGACUGCAGCAGCAAGAGAACUGGACAGCUUUGUCGCUGAUGUGGAAAACAACACCGAUUACUUUGAUUUUCCUUGCUGCUAUGUUACCCUGCUUAGACCCUCCAGGUGUACUUUCAUUCGAUUGGAACUUGAGCAACACUUUGGUGAUUUUCGGAUCAGCCGUUCUUGGAUUCUUGCUGCAGUGGUCUGGUGCUUUGGCACUAGGUGCUACAUCUGCUGUUUCGCACGUUGUCCUUGGGCAGUUUAAGACAUGCAUCCUGCUUCUAGGAAACUAUUUUCUCUUUGGAUCUAAUCCUGGUACAAUCAGUAUCUGCGGCGCAUUCACAGCCAUUGGCGGUACAUCUGUUUACACUUACCUUAAUAUGAAGCAGCAAUCAAACAAGGUUUCUCCUCGACAGCCUUCCACUUUACCCAAAUCAAAACUUGGCAAAGAAAACGGCAGCACCAAUGGCAAUGAUGGACAUUAUGGGGCUGAAUCUGUAUAACUUGAUGCCUAAACCUACACAAUGCUGUGAUAUAACCAAUUAACCAAGCAAUUUUUAUUUAUUUUUCUCAUGUUUAAUGAUUCUCAUCUAACCAUUUUGAGGUGUUAGAUGGUGAUGUGUCAACUAGAAUAUAUGAUCAGAGACGAACUAUGAUACUGACCCAUGAAUCUAUUCGACAUGGCAGCUACUGCUCUUGAAAACUUGGAACAGCAAUUGUAUAUGAAUGAUUUGGUGGAUUCCUCAUGAAAACUAGUUUUUUUUUUCUUUCUUUUCAUCUUAUGAUUUUGUAAUAGGUGCUAUAGCUGCAUUAUGUUGCAAUAGAAAACAAAAAUUUCUGUCCCCACCAA
Messenger RNA from Medicago truncatula (barrel medic), 1758 nucleotides. RefSeq lists its product as uncharacterized. The transcript has 7 exons. NCBI's taxonomy places the organism in Eukaryota, Viridiplantae, Streptophyta, Magnoliopsida, Fabales, Fabaceae. The record is from RefSeq and is a predicted model, not a curated record. The coding region runs from base 266 to 1411 and encodes 381 amino acids.